AUGUAUGGUGAGGAAGCGGGUGGCUGGAUGGAGGAGGAAAGCCAGGACCUUAAGCGCGUCAAGGUGUACGAGCUCAUCGGCUCGCGCUGGGUCGACCAAGGCACCGCGUUCUGCUACGGUGAUCUUCAAGAGACUGAAGCAUUCUUGGUUGCGCGCUCUGAGACAAAUCAGGACCAGAUUAUCCUCCAGACCGCUAUUCGAGCGCACGACGUCUAUCAGCGGCAGCAGGAUACCCUCAUUGUAUGGACCGAGCCUGACGGAGUCGACUAUUCGCUCAGUUUUCAAGAUCCGGAUGGAUGCGCGGAGGUGUGGCAUUUUAUCCAGGAGGUCCAGCGACAUUUGACCAUACGAGAGGAGGCAGGAAUGUCUUCCUCUCCAUUGAUAGGUCCAGAACAGUUUAUCGCAACAGCUAGCAUCUUUCGUUCGGGGCAUCUACCUCAACCGCAGCUAGGCAUCAUAGGUGAUAUCGAGAGAGCCAUCAAAUCUCUGGCGCGGACAAAUGCGAUCAAGGAGCGCAUUGUGGAGUACAUCCAAACAGAAGACUACAUCAAAGGCCUGAUCGACGUGAUGCAUCAAGCGGAGGACCUGGAGAAUAUUGAGAAUUUGCAUGCACUGUGCUCCUGCAUGCAGACCAUUUUCAUGCUGAACGAUCAUAGCCUCUAUGAAUACAUCCUCGAAGACGACAUUUUCUUCGGCGUCAUCGGCAUGCUCGAAUACGACCCCGAGUUCCCCACGCACAAGGCGAACUACCGAGAGUUCCUGUCCCAGACGGCGCACUUUCACCAACCCAUCCCGCUCCACGACGAGGCGGUCCAGAGGAAGGUGCACCACACGUAUCGUCUUCAGUUCCUGAAAGAUGUCGUACUUGCGCGUGCGAUUGACGACUCGACGUUCAACGUGCUCAAUUCAUCGAUACUUUUCAAUCAAAUCGACAUCAUCAAUUAUGUGCAGAACGAUGCCGCCUUCUUCAAAGACAUCAUGAGCGCAUUCAGCGGGGUGACUAAUAUUGCCGGCCUGAAUGUCGGUUCGCAAGAUAUACCGCAGGGUGUAGAGAAGAUGGAUGUAGAUCAAUCAGAGGCAAAGACAAACGGCAUUGCUCAGCCGAAUGGGACGAGUUCACCGAAAUCGUCGGACGAAGAGAUGACGCGUCGUCGAGAGAUCAUCUCUCUUAUCCAACAGCUCUGCAUCAUGGGCAAAAACAUUCAACUGCCAGCACGCAUCCACCUUUUCCGCACUCUCGUGGAUCGCGGAAUCUUGUUGCUCGUUCAAUGGGCCUUGAUACAGCCGGAGACUGAUGAAGAAGGACGCCAGAUGAUUGCUGCUGCUGGAGAGAUACUAACCACACUCGUGGACCACGAUGUGUUCGGUAUCCGCAAGCACAUCACGGUCGAUCAGCUCGGGGAGAUCAAUCUUGCGAAAGAGAAGGGUCAGAAGAUCGGCGAGAAGGACACGCUUCUGGAUGCCAUGUGCAAAGUAUUGGUGAAGAGUCGAGAUCUGGCCGUGCAAAGCCAAGUUGGUGAGUUGCUAAAGGGCACCCUAGAGGUGGCAAAUGACGUUCCAGAGCAGCACCCGCCGGGGAUGCAGCCGGGGAUCAAGAUGCUCCAGCGUCAGAAGGAUAUCGAGGUUCACGAGAAGUUUUUAGAAUACUUCUAUGAGCAGUGUCUCGGUACUAUCAUGCGGCCGUUCGGAGACGUUCCCGAGUUUAAGGCGUUGACCGAUGAUUCGCUCACCAUGUCUCGGGAACGAGCGAAUUUAUACCUGAUCUUGUGCGACUUGCUGUCCAACUUCACGCUUCAGCAUUCGUUCCGGAGCCAUUAUUAUUUACUCUCGUCCAAUGUGGCCCCUCGCGUUGCAUCGCUACUUAGUGCAAGGGACAAGCACCUACGGCUUGCCGCGUUCCGUCUCUUCCGGGCAUGCUUGAAGCUCAAUAAUAAUAACAUCUUCAAACAUCUUAUUAAGCAUGACAUCUUCCGGUCUAUUCUUGACUUGACUCUUCGCGAGUCUCGUCGAGACAAUCUGCUUAGUGCUUCCUGUCAGGAGUUCUUCGAGUAUAUGCGCAAGGAGAACGUGAAGGAUGUCAUCACGCACUGUAUGGAACACUACGAGUCGAAGAUACGAGAGUUGGCAGCAACGCCGUUCGGAGGUCCUCGAUUCCAGAAUCUCAUCCAUCGACAUGAGAUGAACAUGGCUCCGCCGCCACCGGAGAAUGUAGAGAAGCCAGCGCCGAACACGACGCGGCGCUGGGGGCAAGGCAGCCUGCUCUCAGCAGAGGAGGAGGAUUACUUCAAUGCGGAUGACGACGAUGAGGCAGACCUCCUACCCGUGCACAGUUCUCCACCCAGAGGCAACUCCCUCAAGCGGAAACGUUACCGUGGCCCGAACCUGUCUGCGCGUGGUCCUCGAUCUGCACCAUUACAACCCCUCAGUGCGCUUGUUGCGUAUGAUGACAGCGACGAUCUUGGCGGUUUUGGUGAGGGUGACACUGCGGCUCCGUUGUCUCCAUCGAUACCGCGUCGUCCUGCGGCUAUCCCGAGCGGAUAUUUUCCGACAUCAGAGCGUAUCCCUGCCAGCCCUCGGAUCACUCACAAGCAAAUCACGCCGAAGGCAGUGACUUCACCGCCCGCGGAUGAAGACGACCUAUUGGAACAGCUCUUCAGUUCUGGCCCACUAUCUCCAUCUCUGUCAGUUGAUAAGCCGCCGGAGCUCGGCGUCAAGAGGCGUCGGGAAGAAGAUGACGACGAGCUGCUCCAGCGACUCGCAAGCAAGGGAAAGCGACCAAGCGUGGGAUCGAAUUCGGAAAAGGAGGAUUCGAAUUCGCCGGCGAGUAAGGUGCGGGCUGCGAAGACGUCAGAAGGGGUUCAGAAGAAGUUCAAGCUAAAGCUCGGAGCGGUAGGCGCGGCUGUGGCAUCAGCUACAGCUCCCGCUGCUCCUUCAAGUCCUGGCAAGAAGGAAGGGGACAAUGGCUAG
Molecule: messenger RNA, 2967 nt
Organism: Laetiporus sulphureus 93-53
Lineage: Eukaryota; Fungi; Basidiomycota; Agaricomycetes; Polyporales; Laetiporaceae
Product: DUF625-domain-containing protein
Exons: 11
Coding region: 1-2967 (988 amino acids)
Biological process (GO): DNA damage response; protein dephosphorylation
Cellular component (GO): protein phosphatase 4 complex; nucleoplasm
Molecular function (GO): protein phosphatase activator activity
Source: RefSeq, a predicted model, not a curated record